AUGGCCAUUCUAGUCUUUUUCCUCCUGUAUUUGGAAAUAGUUAGUGGUGGUCAAAUGAAUGAAAGAAUCUACAGCAGGGCAUAUAGCUACCUGGCUGUCAAAGGUCAGAGGUCGUCUGUUUGUUACGAUGACCGCAUGGACAUCAUUACUAAGUUGAAGGCCGCUUCUUCAUUUGAAUGCAUUCUGAAGUGUUUGAUAGCAACGGCCAACAACUUGAGAGGAAUAAACUUCGUGAAACCCUAUGAACUUUGCUCUUGCAUUCCAAAAGUGGCCGACAUUUUGUACAACGUUACCGGUUGUCUGACUGGCUGCGAAGCCUUUGUGGAGCAUGGUUGUCCUGGAAGUUUCAACUACGUCAUGGAACAGCACAAAUGCUUCAGCAUUCAAAUUACUACAAACCAAUGGCUCAGUCAGAGAAGCACGUGCAACAACAUGCUGAAUUCACACCCAGUCGUCAUAGAAAGCUACAACGAGAAUUUGGUGGUCCGUCUGUACACUCUGGCAGUUUUGAAAAGCACAGCACUGUGUCCUCUUCCCGGUAACAGCGGUAAAUUGGCACUUUGGAUCGGAUUGUACAGUACAUUCAACAAUUCGAAACGUCUACCGUACAUGUGGGCUCCUUACCCAAAAAGUAAUAAUAGAACCAGAUAUGACUCAGUGAAGUUGCCACAAAAUGAUGUCAAGAUAUCCAACUGCAUGGUUCAGAUAACCAUAGAAUAUAGCUAA
This is a messenger RNA of Helobdella robusta, 726 nucleotides long. RefSeq lists its product as hypothetical. Lineage: Eukaryota; Metazoa; Annelida; Clitellata; Rhynchobdellida; Glossiphoniidae. The transcript has 5 exons. The coding region runs from base 1 to 726 and encodes 241 amino acids. The record is from RefSeq and is a predicted model, not a curated record.